Populus trichocarpa (black cottonwood) is the source of this 1708-nucleotide messenger RNA. RefSeq lists its product as uncharacterized. The transcript has 4 exons. Bases 255 to 1553 code for a protein of 432 amino acids. Lineage: Eukaryota; Viridiplantae; Streptophyta; Magnoliopsida; Malpighiales; Salicaceae. The record is from RefSeq and is a predicted model, not a curated record.
UCGAAAAGAGAAGAGAAGAAUAAAGCGAAAGGCAUCCCAACACCCAAGCCUGUAUUAUAAUAAAACCAUCAUCUGCCGCUGGACAGAUAAGCUGUUCCUUUUUGUCUCUUCCUUCUGAUCCCUAGCUAUAACUCCCAGCCAUGGCGAUUGUUUUUAUACACAUAACUUCUGCUCACUUAUACUGAUUCCCAACCCCAACACUCAUCAUCUUCAACAGUAUUCACUUGCUAAUUAGCACUAAUUUCCAUACAUUCAUGGGCUCGAGAGCUAGAUGGAAGCAAAGAUGGUGCACGCAAACCUUAACUCCACUGCUAGAAGGUCCGGACCCCGAUAUGCAAGAAGAAGGUAACAAAAAGGAAAGUUCAUGGGAAAUAAUUCGUGAAUGGUUUCGAUUGCAAAGGGGUCUUUCUGCAGGAAACAAUUUUACAGUCUCCUUGUAUGGGAGCAUUCCAGCCAAAAGACAAGAUUUGAGGCUUCUACUUGGAGUAUUGGGUUGCCCUCUAGCCCCAAUCCCUCUAGUUAACGACCCCAUCCAUCGCAUUCACAUUAAGAACACACCCAUUGAAAAUUCUGCCGCGCAUUAUAUCAUACAGCAAUACUUGGCAUCAACAGGGUGUUUAAAGCAACAAAAAUGCAUGAAAAACAUGUACUCAGCAGGGAGUGUGAAGAUGGUCCGUUGUGAGACGGAAAUCUCAUCAGGAAAGAAUGUGAAGAGCUUGGGGACUAGAAGUGGUGAAAGUGGGUGCUUUGUUCUUUGGCAAAUGUUGCCAGGGAUGUGGUCUCUUGAAUUGGUCGUUGGAGAAAAUAAAGUCAUAGCAGGCAGCGAUGGGAAGACUGUGUGGCGGCAUACUCCUUGGCUUGGUACUCAUGCUGCCAAAGGACCCCAACGCCCUCUACGUCGCAUAAUCCAGCAAGGCCAGGAUGUAAAAGCUCAGGGAGAGGGAGAGCAUGUAUGGAAGUACCAAAGAUAUUUGGACCUCCCCCGUCAUCGUUCUUUACUAAUUAAUUGUUCAAGACUUGAAUUUGCUGCCUUCCAUUCUCAAACAAGAAGAAAAAGACUCAAAGGCUUAGAUCCAAAGAAUACAGCCAACUUAUUCGCUAAAGCACAGUGCCUAGGUGAGAAACGAAUCGGCGAGGAUGAUUGCUUCGUUUUAAAAGUAGCUGCAGACAGAGAAGCUGUAUUUGAAAGAAGUGAAGGACCAGCUGAAGUGCUCAGGCAUGUACUCUAUGGCUAUUUUUGCCAAAAAAGUGGUCUCUUAAUAUACCUGGAGGACUCCCAUCUAACCAGGGUACAAACCCCAGAAAACGAAACUAUCUACUGGGAGACUACCAUAGGAAGCAGUAUCGGGGACUACAGAGAUGUAGAUGGCGUGCUAAUUGCUCAUCAAGGAAGGUCAAUCGCUACAGUUUUUCGAUUCGAGGAGUUGUCUGUUCAGCAUAGUAGGACUAGAAUGGAAGAAGUGUGGAGGAUUGAUGAUGUUGUGUUCAAUGUGCCAGGGCUCUCCAUGGACUAUUUCAUCCCUCCCGCUGAUAUCUUUGACGCGUCCCCGUGAUUAACUGGCGUUAACUAUGUUUUUGAUAGUUUCGGUGGGUACUUUGUGGUGUAUUUAAUUUUCAAGUGUAGUAUGUAGCUGCUUUCCAAGUCAUGAAGAAAAAAAUAACCAGUUCUAGCUUGGGAUGGAAUAAUAUAUUGAAAAGUUAUUGAAUA